Messenger RNA from Ailuropoda melanoleuca (giant panda), 5036 nucleotides. RefSeq names its product cysteinyl leukotriene receptor 2 (gene CYSLTR2). The coding region runs from base 1401 to 2501 and encodes 366 amino acids. Gene Ontology annotation, cellular component: plasma membrane. Gene Ontology annotation, molecular function: leukotriene receptor activity. Lineage: Eukaryota; Metazoa; Chordata; Mammalia; Carnivora; Ursidae. Gene Ontology annotation, biological process: G protein-coupled receptor signaling pathway. The record is from RefSeq and is a predicted model, not a curated record. The transcript has 11 exons.
GCAGUUCUGUGACACGCAUUUUGUGACAGUCCUGGACUCGCACUCCUCCGACAUUUUAUGUCACUUCCCAAAGAACAAAACCAAAAAGUUCCUCUGAACUCGCCUUCCAACUCAGGCUAAGAAAACCUUUAUUUCCGGGGCUCAGCGGAGCAAUACCUUCCAGCUUAAAAUAAAGGUUUACGGCGAUUCCUCCCAUCCCUCCACAGCAGCUUCGCCUAGCUUAGACAAAACUUUCUGUGCUGUCCCUCCACAGCAGGCCCCAAGGUCGAAGGCAUCAUACUGAGAGAGCAGGUUCAGGGCCGGGAGCUAGGUGAAUGGGUUUUCGGGACACCAGGUUCAGGUCGAGGCGACAGAAAUAAAAACAGCGUCAGCCUAUGCGAGGCGAAGAAUGGGGCGAGAAGGAGAAACUCUGAGGCAGGCGGCGUCUCCGCAGCCCAGGACGACGCCCUGCCUCGCGUGCGGUUGACCUGAGUGGGUUUUGGUGAAAUGCUUCACGAUUACUGUUAUUAGCUGUUUCAAUGAGAUGCCCAGAUUAUGAAGUAAUUUGUGUCAAGUCUUUGGAUUCAUAGUUUCAGUGCUUUUUCCAGUGCAUCAUCCAACUCAUAGGACAAAUAGCAGAAUCUCAUCCAUCAAAUGAGUGAUAACAGUGCCAUUGCACAAGAUGGAAAGGUGGAUAAUGCCUCUCUUCUAGAAGGAAAGUUCCAUGAAGGCAGGGACUUCGAUUGACAUUACUGGAUAUUCAACAACCAGAAUAGUGCCUAGCACAUGCUCUGGUAGCCACCAUAGGACUAUGUGUGGAAGAUGGCAGAGCUAAAGAAGUUAGUCUCCUGUGAUCCCCACUUGGAGGGGAAUCAUCAAGUCAUAUCCACAUUAGACUCCAAUAAUUCUCAAAAGCUUCAUGAAGAUGCUGCUUUGGGCAUUUUGGUGUAUAGUUUUACACUUUUUUGGCAUUUACACUGUGAACUCAAUGGAAGAUGAACUUCAGAGCAAGAUUCUACAGGAUCUCAUAUGAUUUCAGUGCAAAAGAGUGAGAAAAGAGAAAGAGGGUUUGGAACAAGUGUCAGCUACCUAGGCUCCCCUUUAAGAGAUACAUAUCUCCUUCCAUUAAUUACAGCCAUUGCUGAGUGACUUCAUCAUUUGGAAAGUUCAACCCACAGAAAGAAUCAAGGGUGGAAGCAAGAAGCCCAGCUAAGAAGCAGUGGCAGCAACCCAGCUGAAUUACUUGGAGGAGGAAGCCGGAGGAAUAGAGGAGACAGAGCAAAGCCAGCUGGAACACAGAAACCCUCGGAUAUUUUGCCUGUUUAUCUAGACCAAACAGUCCUAGAAUAUGCACAUAAAAAGUGAAGGACUCUUUUGAUCAGUAGGCUCUCAGCGUGGAGCCCAGUGCAGGGUUUGAACUCAUGACCCUGAGAUCAAGACCUGAGCUGAGAUCAAGAUUCAGACACCUAACCAACCGAGCCAUCAUGGAGAGAAAACUUAUGUCCUUGCCUCCAUCCACCUCCAUACCAGAAAUGGAACCCAAUGGCACCUUCAGCAAUAACAACAGCAAUGGGAACUGUACAAUUGAAAACUUCAAAAAGGACUUUUACCCCACUGUGUACCUGAUAAUAUUUGUCUGGGGAACCUUGGGAAAUGGCUUUUCCAUAUAUGUUUUCCUGCAGUCUUAUAAGAAGUCCACAUCUGUGAAUGUUUUCAUGCUAAACCUGGCCAUUUCAGAUUUCUUAUUCACAAGUACACUACCCUUCAGAGCUGACUAUUACCUCAGAGGCUCCAAUUGGAUAUUUGGGGACCUGACCUGCAGGAUUAUGUCUUAUUCUCUGUAUGUCAACAUGUACAGCAGCAUUUAUUUCCUGACUGUGCUGAGCAUUGUGCGUUUCCUGGCAACUGUUCACCCCUUCCGGCUCCUCCACAUUGCCAGCAUCCGGAGUGCCUGGACUCUGUGUGGGAUCAUAUGGAUCCUUAUCAUGGCUGCCGCAGUAGUGCUUCUGAACAAUGGCUCUGAGCGGAAGGGCAGUGCCGUAUUGUGCUUAGAGCUGAAUAUCAACAAAAUUGUUAAACUGCAGACCAUGAACUACAUCGCCUUGGUGAUGGGCUUCCUGCUGCCGUUCUGCAUGCUCAGCAUUUGUUACCUGCUGAUCAUUCGAGCUCUGUUAAAGGUGGAGGUCCCAGAAUCGGGUCUGCGGGUUUCUCACAAGAAGGCACUUAUCACCAUCAUCAUUGCCUUGAUCAUCUUCCUCCUGUGUUUCCUGCCCUAUCACAUACUGAGAACCCUCCACCUGCUUGUGUGGGAAGUGGAUAUAUGCGAAGAGAAGCUGCAUAAAGCUGUGGUCAUCACACUGGCCCUGGCAGGAGCCAAUAGCUGCCUCAAUCCUUUGCUCUACUACUUCGCUGGGGAAAAUUUUAAGGAAAAACUAAGGUCUACGCUCAAAAAAGAUCACCUACAGAAGACAAAGUACAGCAAUCUUGUCUGCAUGUGUUUGAAAAAGGAAACACAAGUUUAAGGGGUCAGUAGGUGAGGCCUGUUCUUGUAUGGUUGUGCUGACCUUCAUUCACACAUAGUCUCAGAUGACCAUGUAUUUACACCAUUUCCAUCAAAGGUCGAUCACGUUCUACUUCAAACAUUUUAUUAGGUGUGUUUGCAGUGGUUGAGUCUAGAUGAGAAAUGUAGCAGGCCAAAUCUCUACUAGUCUUGCAACCUAAAAUGUCAGCAUGGGAAGAAAUGCUUAGCACAUUGUGUGCUUCUUUUCAUCAGACUCUGCAACAGAUCUUGGUCCCACCAGACAUUCUAAAUCAACUUUAAAAUAACCUCAAGCUCCCCAGCUUCUCCAGCUCCUCUUCCAUCUUCAAUCCCCUAAGAUAUAGCCAGUUAACAAAGCUAAAGGAGGUUCCAAAGCAGAUAAGAAAAGCAUCCUAAGAAUUCACUGAAAAGACUGUUGAAGAAGGCUGCCCUUAAAUGAAGCAGAGUCAAGGUCCCAAACAGGAGCAGUGAGAGAGAAAGGGAGAGAAGGACUAGGGCAAGAAAGAGUUGGUGAAAAGUAGGGAAAAGGAGAAAUUUCAUUUUGCAUGGGGAGAGAGGCUCUAGCACACUGAAGGCAAGAAGGUUCUCUUUGUCUCUCUCUUGCCAGGGGGCCAGAAAGGAUAGGAAGAGGAAGAGGAGGAACUGGGCCAUUUCCUAGGGGUGGAGGGAUUAUGUGUGGAAUAGCUGAGAAGAGGAGGUCAAUUUUACUCUUGGAAUUUGGAUUUGGACUGACUUCACUGCAGUCCUCAGUCUUGCACAUUAAUCCAUCAAGAUGGAAGCCAGAAGAGAGGCAGUUGCUGUAAGUGUUUGGUUGGGCACCGAGAGAGAGGGUGGGGUAGAGGAUAAGUUGCAAAGGUUGUUGUACCCCUGAAAUUCUAUUAGUAUUUUGGCAAAACAUGAAUAAGGUCGCUUUCCUUUUGAGGGAGUAUAGAAAACUGGAUAGUGGAAAGGGGUUCUUUCUGCCACUGAAACAAAGCUAGGGAGACUACCAGCUGCUACCUCACAGACCACUGUACCAUCAACAACGGAAUGCCCUCUCUGUGCGGGGCAGACUGUGCCAGACACUUCACAUUCAGUAACCCCAUUUAACUCUCUCACCAAAGCCUGUGUUUCUACUUUACAAAUGAAGAAACUGAAGCUCAGAGAAAUUAAGAAGCUUGUUCAAGUUCACAAAGCUUGUCAGAGUUUAAAAAAUAACUGUGGAGUAGGGUAGCCACCACUCUCCCUACAAACCUCUGGGAAGGUUGGUUGAAAGUCUGAAUAAAAUUUCCCUUUCCCCACCAGGCACCUACUCCCCCUCAUUCUCACCAGAUUUUCUCUUUGGAGUUACUGACCUCAGGCAGAGUGGGGUGUGGGAGGGAGGUGGUGAUCUCAAGCUAGGGAGAAAGGGAAUGUCUUCAUCGAAAACAAGAACCAUAGGGCUCUUCCCUUACUCACUGCCAGAAAGCUGACAGACUCAUAUCCUGUCAAAACAGGAACCUGCAGGAUCCCCCUGUGGGGAAACCGUCCAACCCAAGAAAAAGACUAAUAGAUACAGACUGUUGAGGAUUUCCCAACACAGAAGCCAGCACCUGCCCUAUUACCUACCUGACAGGGAAGCCCACACUGCAACUAAUCCCUUCCAUUCAGAGAGCAUCUAUUCAACCUGUUAGAUCCUCACUCUCAAUUAUGAACAGUCAAUGACCACUACACAUUGGGGGUGGGGAGGGGUGGCAUGGGGCAUGAAGGCCCAAACAUGACAAACACCUACAAAUAAAUGAGAGGAUAGAUAGAGAUAUUUUUGGUAUGAAAGGUCUCAACACUUUUAUCAUUCUUGCACUUUUUAUCAGAAACCCACUGAGGAUGUGCUCUUCUAAAAUACAUGAUUAAGCUAAGAUAGAGGAAAACAUGGCAUCUAGGAAACAAGGAAUCCAACACAGGAGAAAGGUGAACAACUUGAGAUGUUGGUGGUAGCAGAAAAACAAGAAACUAAUUGAUUUGCACACAUUGGAGGGAUUUAUAUUUUUCUUGAAGAACUUGGGAUGAACCAGAGAAAAUACAUAGCAAAAUAAGCAAGGGAAAAGACACUGUGAUCAUUGAAUGCUAGCAGAAAGAAACAGUUGUUUAAGAACAGAAAUAUAAUCUCAGUACACUACAUGGCUUAUCUGUGAAUAAUGUUUACACAGAGAAUAAUGUAAAUAACAAAAUACUGUGAUAGAACUUUUUUAAGAAAUGAGAGGAAAUGUAUGUGGGGGAGGGGUGUAAGAAGUUCAGGUCUCCAUCUUCCAUCACAGAAAAUGCAUAACAACUAAAGCUGGAGAAUGAUCAAAGCUGUAGAAAAAUGUUAUUUAGCAAUAGGAACUACAGUCCGGAAGAAAGAGUGGGAAGGAUGGACAGGGAUGGCCUCGGGAGAGUUUGGGGUGGGACAAUAGGGUGGAGAUUUCUCUUUUCUUUUAAGAACUUUUUAGCCAUCUAACUUGUAAAUAUGUAUUGUGGAAAUAAAAAUUAAGUUGAAAUUAAACUUUAAAAGUCAAAUUAA